AAUCCUCUCCCUUCUAAGAAGCAGGGAGAGCCCACAAGAAGCAAUGGAGCAGGGCAGCGGCCGCUUGGAGGACUUCCCUGUCAAUGUAUUUUCCGUCACUCCUUACACACCCAGCACAGCUGACAUCCAGGUGUCCGAUGACGACAAGGCGGGGGCCACCUUGCUCUUCUCAGGCAUCUUUCUGGGACUGGUGGGGAUCACAUUCACUGUCAUGGGCUGGAUCAAAUACCACGGUGUCUCCCACUUUGAAUGGACCCAGCUCCUUGGGCCUAUCCUGCUGUCGGUUGGGGUGACAUUCAUCCUGAUUGCUGUGUGCAAGUUCAAAAUGCUCUCCUGCCAGUUGUGCAAAGAAAGUGAGGAAAGGGUCCCGGACUCGGAACAGACACCAGGAGGACAAUCAUUUGUUUUCACUGGCAUCAACCAACCCAUCACCUUCCAUGGGGCCACUGUGGUGCAGUACAUCCCUCCUCCUUACGGUUCUCCAGAGCCUAUGGGGAUAAAUACCAGCUACCUGCAGUCUGUGGUGAGCCCCUGCGGCCUCAUAUCCUCUGGAGGGGCAGCAGCCGCCAUGCCGGGUCCUCCUCAGUACUACACCAUCUACCCUCAAGAUGACGCUGCAUUUGUGGUUGAUGAGGGCUGCCCUUCUUUCAUGGUUGGUGGAAAUGACAGGCCCAGUCCUGAUGCUGAACAGCUAGAAGAGACACAGCUGGAAGAGGAGGCCUGUGCCUGCUUCUCUCCUCCCCCUUAUGAAGAAAUAUACUCUCUCCCUCGCUAGAGACUAUUCUGAUACAAUAAUAUAAUGCUCAGCUCAGGGAGCAAGCAUUUCCAUCAUUGUUACCUGACAACCGUGGUGCUCUAUGUUGUGACCUUCAGAAGUUACAGCAGCGCAGCUCGGGCAGCCUGAUAGAGAUCAUUCAACAAAUACAAAGGGAAGUGGGAGGGGCAGGGUCUCAGAUUGGUAAAAAUCAGGCUGGGCUAGGGAAAUUCUCCUCCGGAACAGUUUCAAAUUCCCACGGGUAAGGAAUCUCCUGUGUAAGGUUCAGGAGCAGGAAUUUCACCUUUUCAUCCACCACCUUUCCCCUUCCCUGUAGGAAGGCACUGGUGGCUCAAUUUUAACUCCAGCAGUCAAUGGAAAAAUCACGACUUCUAAGACUUUUGGAGUUUCCACAGAGGGAAGAGUCGGGUGGGAAGGAAGCAGGGAAGAGAAAGCAGGCUCAGCUGGAGAUUUCCCAGUGGCAGUCCUCCGGCCCAAAGCAGACUCAUGUAUCCCAAACAACUUGGCUGCCAUCUGGCUUCUCUGAGGACUCUGGGUACCUUAA
This is a messenger RNA of Saimiri boliviensis boliviensis (Bolivian squirrel monkey), 1319 nucleotides long. It is a transcript of the gene TMEM174, whose product is annotated as transmembrane protein 174. The record is from RefSeq and is a predicted model, not a curated record. NCBI's taxonomy places the organism in Eukaryota, Metazoa, Chordata, Mammalia, Primates, Cebidae.